Molecule: messenger RNA, 471 nt
Organism: Hibiscus syriacus
Lineage: Eukaryota; Viridiplantae; Streptophyta; Magnoliopsida; Malvales; Malvaceae
Exons: 2
Coding region: 26-427 (133 amino acids)
Source: RefSeq, a predicted model, not a curated record
AUAGGAUCUAGACUGGCACGAGGUUAUGGAGCUCAUCCUACGCCUCUAUGAAGCUCAAUUAGGAAAUAAGAGGGAGAAAACAAGGGAAAUGGAAGAGCAGCUGAGGGCUGAUAUAGCUGCCUUGGACGCAAAGGAAAAUGAGCGUUUGAUGCUUGUCAGUGAGAGGGAUCAGAAGCUUGCGGUCAAAAAAGCUGUGGACAAAUUGGUGUCUGAAUUUCUUCAUGCAGAGGAUGACAAGAAUUUUGAUACCCAGAAAGGUAUGAAGGAGGAGAUUGUAGCUUUGCUCAGACAUCACGAUGGCCGCAACACAGCUGGAUCUGACGGCAGCGUUAACGGAGAGAAUACUGGGGAGCUUGAAAACGCUCAGAACCAGGAUGAACGAAUCGGCGUGGGGACUAUUGUAGGAAAGGACUGUUACAGCGGAUGAUACUAGCUACUAGAAACGGCGGUGACUACGGUGGCUCUGAUUAC